Molecule: messenger RNA, 1137 nt
Organism: Pochonia chlamydosporia 170
Lineage: Eukaryota; Fungi; Ascomycota; Sordariomycetes; Hypocreales; Clavicipitaceae
Product: DNA-directed RNA polymerase III complex subunit Rpc37
Exons: 2
Coding region: 1-1137 (378 amino acids)
Biological process (GO): DNA-templated transcription
Cellular component (GO): RNA polymerase III complex; nucleus
Source: RefSeq, a predicted model, not a curated record
AUGAGCAAACUCGACAAGAUGGACAUCGACAACGACAUUGAAGACGACGAUCCCAUCACGGCCAGCUACCCCGUCUACCUCAACCCAGCUCUCCCCUUAGGCCGGCGGCUCCUCGUCCUCCAACAGCCCAACCGAACCGACGACACGCCGCGCCCACCGCCCACGGAGCUCCGCCUAAAAGCGCAUUCCGGCAUGGUCGAAGUCGACCUCCCACUAGACAACACCAACGCCUACGAUCGCGAAAAGGGCCUUAAAUGGGGUCGCACGCUCCAGGCCUCCAUGGCAGCGAAGAACGGCGGCAGCCACGGUCUAGCAGGGGGUUUUGGAUUCGGCGCCGUCCAGCAAAGAGGCAAGAAGAAGGGCGAGCAAGAUGACGACGAGUACAUGGACUGGAACGAGGCCGUCCGUCAGGACAAGGUGCUCAAGACGCAGACCCUAGGCGGGCAGUACCCCGACACAGACGAAGUCCAGUACAUGGUGGGAGUGUUUCAAGGGAAAAACCUCCACCUAACACCCGUGUCCUCGCUCGUACACCUCCGCCCCCAGCUACACCACCUCGACGCAACGACACAGCAAGAGCGCAAUGCCUCCGCCUCAGCGUCCAAAGAAGCAGCAGGGUCCUCGUCGACCGCCGCCCGCGCCAUCCACAUGACCAUCAAGAACACCGCCGACGGCGACGCAGUCACCACGGAAACCAUGGCGGACCGUCUGCGGUUCGUGCAGACCGAGAACUGGCGCAAGAUGCGGUACACCGAUGAGAACGAGGAGGCCGCGUGGGAGGUGUACAACGAGAGCUUGUUCCUGCAGCCCAAGGCGGAGGAGACGGAGGAUGCUGAGGGCGAGGGUAAAGCAAAGGCUGGGGAAGGGGCCGAACAGGAUAUGGAGGAGCUGGUGCCUAGGUUUGGGGCCAAGUGGAAUGAUAAGCAGUUGCUGGAGGCUGUGAGCGGAAUUGAGAAGCCUGAUCCGGAGCCAGAGCCGGAGAUCAAGCCGGAGCCGAAAGACAAGCAGGAUGCCGCGACGGAUGCAGAGGAUGGCAGGAAGCCGAAGGGUAAGCCGCGGGGUGGUGCGGCGCCUGCUGCUCCAAGACGAGGAGGUAGAGCCAAGGCAUCGGCGAAAACAACAGUCACUAUAGACUAG